UAUUCGAUGUCCACGCCCUUUUUCGUAACCUGUCAUAAUUUUUCACUCACUAUAUAAACCCUGAGACCGACUCUAUGGCCAAAUUCAUCAUCGCAGGUCAGUUCCUGAUAACCAGUCACCAGUUCCUUUCUCUGAAACAGCCAUAAUGAUGAAAAUCCUCCUCCUGCUUUUCCUAAUUGGCUUAGCUUCAGCUCAGUAUGGAUAUGGAGGGGACUCCGGGGGUUAUCGUCCUGACGGUGUGAGAAACCGUUACUUCAUUCUAGGUCACGGAAAGGUUGGCCCUAUCUCUACUUCACUCGGAAGCAGUAUCUACGGACCAUCUGCAGGGUAUGGCGACUACAGAGCUUCAGGAAACCUUGGAUCUUCUGGAUCAUAUCACAGUAGCCCUGCUGUAUCUUCUUAUUCAGCCCCGGUGAGUUACCGCCCAGUAGUCAGCCAUGGUGGAUACGGAGGUGGAUACGGGGCCGGUAGUGGUUCUUCUUAUGGUUCUGGAUACGGAGGUGGUGCAGCCUAUGGUUCCGGAUAUGGAAGCGGUGCCUCUCAGGGAUCCGGAUAUGGAAGCGGUGCCUCUCAAGGAUCCGGAUACGGAAGUGGUGCUUCUCUUGGCUACGGGUCUAGUGGUGCUUACAGAUCCCAAGGUAGUUCUGGAUAUGGCGGUGCAUCUUUAGGACAUAGUGUAUAUGGACCAUCUGCAGGAUAUGGAGCUUCUGGUGGUUACGGAUCUUCUGGUGGGUCCGCUGGGUACAGGUCCGUUGCUCCAGUUAGUCACACUUCUUACGCCCCGGCUGUCAGUCACCAAACCUAUGCUCCAGCUGUUAGUCAUGCCGCCCCCGUUUACAGAUCUUAUGCUGCUCCAGCUGCCAGCCAUGGACUCUACGGACCCUCAGCAAAUUAUGGUUACAGUGCUCCAGCACAUUCUUCAUAUGGUAGCCAUGAUGAUUAUGCUCAACCUACCCCUUACGAUUUCGGCUACCUCACCCACAACGAGCAUGGAGAUCAGCUGUCCAGACAAGAGAGUGGAGAUGGUCAUGGAAAUGUAAGAGGUAGCUACGGUUACAGAGACUCUUACGGACUCUACCGUCAUGUUGAUUAUGUUGCCGAUCACCAUGGAUUCAGAGCCAAUGUAAGGACGAACGAGCCUGGAACCGCUCCUCAAGAUCCCGCAGAUGUUAAAAUGCAGGUUGAACAUGGUGGAUAUGGUGGAGGCUAUGGAGGUGGUUAUUAAUUUACGAAGCUUUCAGAUAUUGGCAGUUUGAAAUGGUAACAAGAAGCUAAAGCCUCAUGCUGGUGGUGAGAUAGUCAAAUGAGAUGACAAGGAGAAACUGUGCAUAGAUUAUAACAAACAUGUGAUUUACAGUUGCUGCACUGCCUUUCAGAACAAUUAAUUAAUUAUGGGUAUUGUCACCUCUAAAGAACAAAUGUUAUUAUUUAAUGUUGCGUGUGUUGUAUUCCUUGUAUAAAGCUUUUAAAAAUAAAUAUAUGAAAUAUUU
This is a messenger RNA of Stegodyphus dumicola, 1490 nucleotides long. RefSeq lists its product as uncharacterized. The record is from RefSeq and is a predicted model, not a curated record. Gene Ontology annotation, molecular function: structural constituent of chitin-based larval cuticle. Lineage: Eukaryota; Metazoa; Arthropoda; Arachnida; Araneae; Eresidae. Gene Ontology annotation, cellular component: chitin-based extracellular matrix.